Molecule: messenger RNA, 1635 nt
Organism: Adineta steineri
Lineage: Eukaryota; Metazoa; Rotifera; Eurotatoria; Adinetida; Adinetidae
Source: the annotation of a GenBank genome assembly
AUGGAGUUUCAGCAGGCUAUGAAUGCUGUUGACACUUGUCCUGACAUAGUUGAUGUCCUGAUUGUUGGUGCUGGAUUUGGUGGAUUGUUUAUGUUGCAUAAUUUACGAGAACAUGGAUUCACAGCAAAAAUCGUUGAGGCCAGUGACGGAAUUGGCGGUACUUGGUACUGGAAUCGCUAUCCUGGCGCUCGAUGUGAUGUUGAGAGUAUGCAAUAUUCAUAUUCUUUUUCUGACGAGCUGCAACAGGAAUGGCAUUGGUCAGAACGCUUUGCUGCGCAACCGGAAAUCUUGCGUUAUCUGAACUACGUUGCGGACAAAUUUGAACUGCGCAAAGAUAUUAUGCUGAGCACUCGUGUGAUUUCUACUAUUUUCGAUGAGACGCUUUUACAUUGGGAAAUUAAAACAAAUCGCCAUGAACGUUUGUUGUCCAAGUUCUGUGUUAUGGCAACAGGUUGUCUUUCCGUUCCGAAGAUACCUGAUAUAAAAGGACUCGAUAACUUUAAAGGUAAUAUCUAUAGCACUAGUAAUUGGCCGCAUGAGAAUGUGGACUUUACAAACCGUCGUGUAGCCGUUAUCGGAACCGGACCAUCUGGUGUGCAAUGUAUUCCAAUCAUCACUAAACAGGCUGCUCAUGUUUAUGUAUACCAGAGAACACCCAACUAUUGUAUUCCGUUGAAUAAUGAUCCACUUGAUCCGCAAGAGGAACAAUGGUGGAAGACAAAUUAUGCCCAACUUCGACGUGAUAUGAUGCGAACAAGUGGUGCCCUUUUGCUUCAUGAUACCCGAAACUGUCCUGCAUUGAGUGUAACAUCGAAAGAAAGAGAGAAAAUAUAUGAAUCGGCAUGGAAGAAAGGUGGAAACGCAUUUAGACUACCUUUUAAUGAUCUCUAUAUCAACAAAGAAGCCAAUGAAACAGUAUCAAAUUUUAUCAAGUCUAAGAUACACGCAACUGUCAACGACCCUACUAUUGCCAGACUCUUAUUACCAUAUAAUCAUCUCUUUGGUAUUAGACGUCUCUGUAGGGGCACUGAUUAUUAUGAAACAUUUAAUCGCGAUAAUAUUACACUUAUUGAUCUUCGUUACAGAGGCAUCGAUGAAAUUCAGACAACACGAGUUCGAGUGGGGAAUAAGAUCUAUGAAGUAGAUGAUAUCGUCCUUGCACUUGGAUUCGAUGCCUUCACUGGUGCAUUGCUCAAUAUGGAUAUUCGCGGUCGAUUAGGCAAGACUCUUCAAGAAAAAUGGAAAAAUGGAUGGCGUACUUAUCUAGGUCUGAUGAUCGCCGACUUUCCAAACUUAUUUACAAUUACUGGUCCCGGUUCUCCAUCUGACUUAGCUAAUAUGGUUCCACAUAUCGAACAACAUGUUAAAUGGAUAACAAAAUGUUUGGAAUAUCUACGAACGCAUCAUAUUAAUAUGAUAGAACCUACUCUAGAGGCAGAGAAUACUUGGUUUGAACAUGUAAAUGAUGUUGUCGAAAAUACUCUUUUUCGAACAUCCAAGUCAAUCUACAACGGAGCAAAUAUAUCCGGAAAACCACGAGUCUUUAUACCUUAUGUAGGAGGUUUUGAUAUUUAUAUGGAAAAGUGCGAAAAUGUCGCCAUAAAUGACUAUGAAGGUUUCCACCUGAUGAAGUAA